Molecule: messenger RNA, 744 nt
Organism: Mycotypha africana
Lineage: Eukaryota; Fungi; Mucoromycota; Mucoromycetes; Mucorales; Mycotyphaceae
Exons: 2
Coding region: 60-506 (148 amino acids)
Source: RefSeq, a predicted model, not a curated record
CUAUCAAAGAUAGACGAAGUAGGAGGCAUAUUCCUCCCAUUUACACUCCGAAGCAAUCGAUGGAUUUAGGUCAGCAUCAGAACAUGCCAACUCCAUUGACGCCGCCACAGAGCGCCACAGAUACGAAAGCACCAGCUGCCAGUGAGAAUACAAAUCCAUUUAUCACGGAAACAGAGCAUUCACCCGCUCCAACGCCGCAUGUAACCAAUCCAUUUGAAAUGAAUGAACAGGCGAAUAAAGCUGCCGCUACCUAUCUCGCUGCACAGAAUGGAGGAGCAUCAACAAAUCCAUUUGAAAACGAGACUUCUAUUGGCGCCUCUGAUCAAUCAGGUACAUAUCCUAUCCAUCUUAAUAAUGCAAGAACUUUGCGGUCUUCGUUCGAUAGCUCAAAGGAAGAUCAUCAGCCAUCGAAUGUAGACAACAAUGGCAAUAGGAUCAAUCGUCAAUCCGCAGAGUUAAUGAGGAGAUUCUCCAGUCGUAGAAAUGCUCUCCAUGGCCCUUUUUAAUAACGAUAGAAAGAAGCUCAUGUGUGCCUCCUUAAAGUUUGCUCUGUAAUUUGAGCCUUUUUGUUUCUACUCCCCCACGUGUUCAGACUGUGCACAGUCCCCUUUGUGGUUGUGUAACUGGAGCCAUUACAUCAUUUCAUCAAAAUACAAGACGGAUGCAUUCGAGAUGUGCAUUAUUCCUGUCUGCUUUAUUUAAAGAACCCGACAGAAAUAUUUUCAACGAUUACAAUAGUCGAGU